Messenger RNA from Myzus persicae (green peach aphid), 3985 nucleotides. RefSeq names its product RYamide receptor-like. Gene Ontology annotation, molecular function: neuropeptide Y receptor activity. NCBI's taxonomy places the organism in Eukaryota, Metazoa, Arthropoda, Insecta, Hemiptera, Aphididae. The transcript is spliced from 6 exons. The record is from RefSeq and is a predicted model, not a curated record. Gene Ontology annotation, cellular component: membrane. Bases 2487 to 3467 code for a protein of 326 amino acids. Gene Ontology annotation, biological process: neuropeptide signaling pathway.
CCGUCACUUUAUAGUCAAACAGCUACCCCGUGUGAAUAAGGCGGUGUGCCAGGUGAAUCGUUGUAUACAAUUAGAUUUCUUUCAAAUGAUAAUUGUUGACGUGCGUUUGAAAUGAAAACGAUUUAUUGAGUUAAGGGCUAAAGAGCUUAACCUAUGUAUAGUAUAUUUUAUUUUUCUGUGAUUUAUUGUUUAUAUUGUAUGUGUAUUGUACCGAUACUAAGAUUCACCUUAUACGAGCUUUAUAUAGGCAAUAAAUUAAAAUUAUUUUGUUUUUUUUUUUAUAUUGAGAUAAUUCGUAGGUAAAAUACUUAAUAUUUUACAGUAAUUAAGUUAUGAGCGCAGAAAUCAAAUUUAAAUGUACAAUGUAAUUUCAUCGAGUUUUUUAUAAUGGCGUAAGUAGAUUGUCAAUUAGACUUAUUGUUUUCAAGUUAUGGCCAUUUAAAGUUGUAUCAUUUAUCGUAGUACUUACAUCCAAGGUGUAUGAAUACUAGUUCACGGCUACGUCGUCUGUCAUGUGUUUUGACUGUAAUACCUACAGGUUCAGACUUCAGACUCGGGUUAAGAUUAUUAACAGGGGCUGUAAAAAUACAUCUUAAUAUCUUGUUCAAAUUGGGAAAAAUAUUUUUAUUCAUUUCUGUUAUCCAAUAUCCAAUACGUUUUUAGCAUUCUAUUGCCAGCACAAGAAAUUCAGAUUAAAUCCUUAAUAUUGGAUACAGAUCAUUCCGGAAGGGGAUAUAUUUAUCGUAUUUUCAAAGUCUUCUGAUGAAUGUUUAUUACUCAAAGGUACACUCAAGAGAUUAAAUAAUGGUUCAACAGUAGCAACGAGUUUUAUUCUUUCAAUUGUUCGGAAGUUAAUGUCGUCAGAGUGCGCAUGCCGAACUUGGUAAAACAUUGUAUAAUAAAAUUCUUUGUACGCUGAAUGCCGAUUUAUAUUCCUGCUUGUUAUGUUUUUCUCCGUGUACACAAUUAUAGUACACAAUGCAUAUACAUAGUGUAAUAUUCCAAUAAUCACAUACCAUAUCAAUAUGGCAGUUAAUUAUAAUGAAAUAAAACAAUAAAAAAAAAAAACCUAGAAACUAUUAUUUUUGCCGACUUGGUUCGUUAAAUUUCCGAUUAGGAAAUCUAAUUACCAAGUUCGGUGGGGUCUCACAAUGUAUCCCGCAACACCGGCCCUGUCUGUAAUCUUAGACGAGCUCCCCGGGACACCAAAAAUGUAGUCACUUUAACUAUUAAGUAAUCUGUUAAUCUUAAAUCGGGGACAAUUUGUGAUACAUAGAUAUUAAUUAUUCAAUUAUUGUUAAUUUUCGAGAAAUAAGAAGGUCAGUCGAUAGUAAAUCAUCAACGUAGCGUUGUUUAUAAUUGUUGAAAUAUAAUUUAGACGAGUACAUAUUUCCGGUUUUAUCGAUGAUAUUACAUUAUUGUAAAAUGUGUAAUGGUUUAACAUAAAACAAUAAUUAUAAUAAUAUUGAAUACGACAAUUAUAAUAAUUGAUUUUUUUUCGAGUUAACAAAAUGGUGUUGGGUAUUCAAAUAAAAAUAAAUCGUAGGUUUAUUGUAAUUAAACAAAUCAAGUAUUUAUCUUGACUUUUUUUAUAAUUGGCGGAGAUUAAAAUAGGAAUAAAUUCAUCUAACGAGCGGUAAUUAUAUUGUGAUAUUUUUUUAAUUUAUUAUUCGCAUAUUUGACCUAUCUAUUAAAAAUAAAAAUUGAUAGAGGUGGUAAAAAGUGGGGAUAUUUAGUGAAAGACUAUAUUACUAUACGAUUAUGUUCAUUUCAUUAAAAAUAAAUAAUAAUGUUAACAAUAUUUAAUCUAUUAUGAUCUGCUAAUAUUGCGAAUAAUACCUACUCGCAAGACAGCAGGCAACUUCAAAAGCGGACCGUGAACGAACAUAAGCAUUGAUGACUUCUGCAUAUCAACGAAUGAAGGAAAAAUUAAAUUACUUACAUUGUACACGAAUCUACAAUUAAUAUAGUCAAUAAUAUAUGUCUCGGUGUGUGAAGAAGCGGAAAAUGGUCUUGGUCGAUCCACUCAGAAUCAUAACAUAAGGUACGAGCCGGGAAUGACAAGAUUUGAUAUCGUUCGGUUCGGCACAAAUAAAGCACCUUGGUGAUGGUGCUUUAUGGCACAUAUAAUAUGUAAAUAUGAUGGUCAUGAAUGAGAAUAACUCGAGAUUUGUGUGACCAUACGGUUGUGGACAGUGAAUAAGUGUCAAUAGAUUCUGAUAAAGUAAUAAAUAACAAUAUAAAUAACGUGCUACAUUGUUAUCAUUAAUAAUAAUUAGUGGAAAUUUAAAUAAUAGUUUUCUCUCUCGUUAUCCGCGUCGCACACACUAUUCGCCGAUCCGCGAGCGCAAAUAUUACAUAAUAAUUAUUACAAAACCAUUCCGUUUGUCGUUGUAUUUGAUUUGAUCGGUGUCUGCCGUUCGAGUGUACCGGUACACAUAUAACAUACAAGAUUGUUGUUUCUCUACGUUGAUUGUUACUUCAAAAUGAUUUCGAUGGGGUUCCAUACGUUGGUCUACCUAAUGUAUACUGCAGUGUUCAUCGUGUCACUGGUCGGCAACGGGCUAGUAUGCUAUGUGGUCAUGUCCUCGACGCAAAUGCAAUCGGCGACCAACAUGUUCAUCGUGAACAUGGCCGUCGGUGACCUGGUCAUGACUCUGUUCUGCGUUCCCUUCCCGUUUGUCACCUCGUUCCUGUUGCAGUAUUGGCCGCUGGAAAACUACGUGUGCCAAACCUUCACAUUCGGCAAAAUCGUUGCCGUGUUGGUGAGUGCAUAUACUUUGGUGGCCAUCAGCGUCAACAGGUAUAUAGCGAUUAUGUGGCCAUUGAAACAAAGAACUAGAAAGCACCAGGCUAAAUACAUAAUAGCAUUAGUUUGGAUAAUGUCUGUCAUUACAUCGUUUCCUUUUUUACUCGCUACUUCGUUAGAUCAGAGAUACGACAUUUACUUUUGCUCCGACAAAUGGCCAAGUGAAUACUUCCGGCGUCUCUUUAAUGCAGCAUUAUUUAUACUGCAAUGUUGUAUUCCAUUUGCCGUCCUGUUGUUUACUAAUGUUCACAUUGGGAUUGUCGUGUGGGGUAAAAUACCUCCUGGCGAGGCACAAAACUCCAGAGACAUUAAGAUGGCCAAGUCAAUAAGAAAAAUGAUAAAAAUGAUGUCAACCGUGGUCAUAGCAUUCAUCGUUUGUUGGCUGCCAUAUGAUAUCCUUUUGGUGUUGAGGGCGUAUGGGAUGUCGCUGCGAGCGUGGAGCAACCAGCCGUACGUGUGGUUCGCGUUCCACUGGCUGGCCAUAUCGCACACCUGUUACAACCCUCUGAUCUACUUCUGCAUGAACACCCGGUACCGGGCCGGUUUCGUGUCGGCCCUGCGCAACGUGCCGGGACUCGGUUACGUGCAGGCCAGACGCGACGGCGACGAGGUGCCGGACGCCGAACGGCUGCGCGCGCCGUCCGAGGUUUUCGUCUGACAGUUUUUGGACGCGCGUCUCUGCCGAUUUUCGUAUCGAAUAAUAUACUACUUAGUACCUAUCAAUGUUAUGACGUCACAAGUUUUCCGAGUACGUGAAAGACUCCAAAGUUCGGCGUAAAAGAUAUUACUUCCAUGGACCUUGAAGUCUACGGAUAUUGCCAUAUGAGUGUCGCGUGUACCUGUUUGCAACGCUCAAAAAACCAAAAUGCUGUAUAUUUUUAAAAAUUUUUUUUUAUAAAUAAAUUGUCGUGUAUCGUUGUGUCUAAUGAACUGUUCAGGAGCUGGGAAUAAUAAAGUGUAUAUACUUCAAAAGUGUUUAAGACUUACCCGAGCUCCGCGACACUGCAGCUUUGUGGGAUCGUAAUUUUUAUUGAUAUAAUAAUAAUAAUUAUUGUUAAAUAACUAUAAGUUGUACUUUAGAAAUUAAUUACUAUGCACAUCAUCAUCAACACUGUAUUCGUUUAUAUUAGCAUACACCCGGUCACAUUGACGGGUAUCAGGCAAUCAGUGGCGAAA